AUGGCGCUGCCUCUUCCGCCAGGCCUGGUCCCUUCCGAGGUUGCCUUCCUCUGUGAGAUGGAGCUCGUGACGGUGCUUCCGCGGCAGCGCCUCGAGAGCAUUGACCUCCUCGCCGGCGCAUCACCGACGCUCCGCCCGCCCCAUCGAAGCAGCCUACCUCUCUGGCUUGCCCUCCUGCUCAAGAAGCAGCGCAGGGCCAACAUUGUCCCACCGCCAUGGCUCCACCCCGACUCUCUCCGCGAAAUCAUCUACCACGAGACAACGCUCGACCCCAAGGGCUGGUCUCCGCCGCCGCCACCUGCAACCCGUGCCGACGGCCUAGGCAACGUCAGGCGACUCGAUUCCAUGUCAGAUGAAAAGGUCGUCUUUUCCCCUCCCUUUCUGCCCUCUUGCACGGCCGACGCGCCCUCGGGGGCCUUGCCGUAUCACUGGCUCGAGCUUGGAGAGAUGCUCCUCGCCCAUGCGGCCGACGACGUCCACUCUUCAUCUGAGGUCCGCUCCUUGCUGCGCGACUUGCAGGAAGUCCGAGCCGCCAAGAUGCGCGCCAGCACAACCCAGCUCGAGACCGACGUCGAUGGCGUCAUGAGUCUGCGAGGCGUCGGCGCCAUGGAACUCGCCGAGAACCGGGGUUUCGUAACCGCCGUCGUCGAGGGCGUGCGCAAGAUUGGCGCAAGCGCAGAGGCAGCCCGUCGCGACGAGGAAGAGGAGCGUAAAGGCCAGGACUCCGACGAUGAACCGAGUGACGACGACAUGGGACUAUGA
Hirsutella rhossiliensis is the source of this 762-nucleotide messenger RNA. Its product is annotated as GINS complex protein. NCBI's taxonomy places the organism in Eukaryota, Fungi, Ascomycota, Sordariomycetes, Hypocreales, Ophiocordycipitaceae. The record is from RefSeq and is a predicted model, not a curated record. Gene Ontology annotation, biological process: DNA replication; double-strand break repair via break-induced replication. The transcript has 2 exons. Bases 1 to 762 code for a protein of 253 amino acids. Gene Ontology annotation, cellular component: nucleus; GINS complex.